UUUUUUGAUUUUUGUCUUGCCUUUGUUUCUUGCGAGUCGAGUCAAGUCCAACCAUGAGCACUAUUAAUACUAGCUUGUCUGUUGCCGGUCCCAAUGCCGGUCGUCAAAUCCUGUCAGUGUUUUGGGAAGGAACAGCCAAUACGCUGAACCCCAUUACAACGCAGAUUGGUGUCUUUUCGCAAGCGUGUUGCGCGGUUCCCGUGGCGGCACCCAAUCAAGUACCCCAAGAUCGUCGCUGUCCAUUAAAAGUGUCGUUUGAUGGAUGCGGUGUUACCAAUGGAAGUUUUUGGGGUGGCUUAUUUGCUCGUGGCUUGGAGGAACAAUGCGAUUUGGUAGUGGCGAUUGUUCGGAAAAUGCUGCAAAAUCACAAGAGUCAGUCUAGUAGUACGAAUACUACUACUAAUAAUAAUCAGCCAGAAUUCGUCCAUGUCGUGGGCGUGGGUCUCUCGCGAGGAGGUGUUGCCUGCAUGAAAUUGGCCCAAAAAUUGGCCAAGGCAUUUCCUGCCAAUAAUACCAAUACUGGUUUUCAAGAAGUGACGGCGAGUAUGCUCUUAUUCGACCCCGUCCCUGGCAAUGCUCUAUCGACUGGAUUCCCCUACACGGCGUGUUGGUCGGGAGAUUUGUCCGGAUGCCACAAUUUACGACGCGUUUUGGCGCUUUAUCCCUACGAAGCACUUCCCGAUAUUGCCAUGCAUGCACCCUCUCUGUGCUACUACAAUCGUCGUACCACUCUCGUCCAAGAAGACGUGACGCUGGGAUGCCAUCAAGGAGCAUUGUUUCCCGCCACGCCAAGACCGCAAAAUCCAUACCAUGUUGCUUCCAACUUGUCCAUGAGACGAAUACUCGAUUUUUUAACCUACGAAGGAGUCCAAUGCCAGUUUGCACGGGUCUUUUAUGUCCCAUCGCCACAAGAAUGCAUCAAGUACAUGGAAAAGGACAUACAACGCCAUGGUGCCACCGAAACGUUACGACGCAAAGCACAUGAUUUCACGGGACAACAGCGACAAAUACUAAGAAACAAAUGUAUUGCCAAGACUGAUGAUGACGAUUCACAACAACAACAGUACCACCAAUAUCUCAAUUUUCAUCACGAACAAUUGGUCAAAGCCUUGCGAAAAGGAACCAGCACGGCCACUCGUGCCGCUGUCUUUGGUGUUGCCGAUGACGACAAUGAAAACAGCAGCAGUGAGGAUGAUGAUCAUGAGUAUUCACCCUAUCCCAAGUAUCAACUGGAAAUGGAUGAUGGAUACAUCACGUGCACGAUGCAAUUGACAAACUCCUUUCGACAGCAAGCAACCGCCUGCACCGAUACCAGUAAGCGCCGACGACAGCGACAGCAAAAAGAGGAGCAAGGCGAUAAUCCCAAGGCGCGAUUGAUUCGUGUCUAACUCAACUACUUUACUAGAGGCGUGUUCACUCAAAACAUACAGCACGCAAUCCUCCACCAUGCAGUGACGUGCCUCUAGUUGAACUUGAUCUCUGUGGAAUCUGACAACUAUCGGUAGCUAGCUAGACUAGAGCAGAAUUAACCAGAAAAACCUUUUUUUGCCUUG
Molecule: messenger RNA, 1553 nt
Organism: Seminavis robusta
Lineage: Eukaryota; Bacillariophyta; Bacillariophyceae; Naviculales; Naviculaceae
Source: the annotation of a GenBank genome assembly